Messenger RNA from Mycena citricolor, 505 nucleotides. The record is from the annotation of a GenBank genome assembly. Lineage: Eukaryota; Fungi; Basidiomycota; Agaricomycetes; Agaricales; Mycenaceae.
GUCGGGUGUCCAGCUUCCAGUUACUUCUGUGCGUCAAGCUCUCUGAGUAAAGUCAAAAACUAAUAGCCUGGGAUAAUUCGGCUUCGUGAGGGAGAGUGGGGCCAUGCCCGCGAUCGCCGCUGUUUUUCUAUUAUCUCUUCCUGCAUCGAAGCAACGGGCUCUAGCGGGAUGCACCAAGCUCCGUAUGCCUCAGAUUUUUCCACGGACACGAAUCGGACACGCUACUGGUGCCGCUCGAAAACCGCCUGCACAUGCAGCGAGACUGCUUAAUCGCUCUGGACACGAGUUCCGGGAAUUUCGUGCGAGGGCGCGAGACCAAUCCAGCCAUGACAUAGCUUCUCUCGUGGCAGUGACAGCUCUUAUGUGUAGAUCACAGUGUUCAUAUAUCAACAAAUAUCCGACCGACCGACUAUCUGAAUUCGCAAAGCAACUAGUGAACUAUCUGGGUUUUCGGCUUUUCUGGACGUUCAUUCCCGCGCGAACAAGCAAACGAUUCCUUGGUGAG